Salvia splendens (bonfire salvia) is the source of this 2966-nucleotide messenger RNA. RefSeq lists its product as uncharacterized. NCBI's taxonomy places the organism in Eukaryota, Viridiplantae, Streptophyta, Magnoliopsida, Lamiales, Lamiaceae. The record is from RefSeq and is a predicted model, not a curated record. The coding region runs from base 208 to 2769 and encodes 853 amino acids. The transcript has 2 exons.
UUUUCAGUUUUAUCUGAACCAACUUUUUUCUCAUACUUUCAUCUUGUUGAAUCCUCCCAUUUACACACAUUUCAGCAACGAACACACACACACAAACACGCACAUACACACAUAUAGAGAAUGACGGAAUCGGAUUUCCCGACCUCUAUUGAAUGCUAGCUGCUUUCUUAAAUCUGAGAAAUAAAGGAGUUGCUGCAAAAUCAGAAAAUGGAAGCUGUCUAUGAAGAGCUUGAUGAUGCUAAAGCUGAGCUUGAAAAGCUGAGGGAGCAGUACCGUGUUAAAGUCGAAUUAGCUGAAACUUUAAUGAGAUUCAACAAUGACCAAGUGAGCAAGAAUAAAGAGGCAAGUUCCAAGCUAGAGAAACUAGCUGAGGAACUAAAUGAGAAAGAAGGUGAAAUCGCUACUGCCAAGCAAGUAUAUGAUGAGCUCAAGACUAAUCUGGCAGAGAAGGAAUCAAUCAUCAGGCGUGUUACAUCUGCACAUGAUAAACUUCGUGUUGAUUGCAAUGAGAAGCUUCACAAGUUAGAAGAAGAGAAUAAGGCGCUGGCAUCGGCUUUGGAUGAUUCAAAUGGUAAAAAUUUCAAUCAGGAGCAGCAGAUCAGUGCACUCAAACAAGAGGUUGAAGGAGUUAAGAGGCUUUUGAAUGUUUCGCAGAAGAAAUCUGCAGAAAGUGAGAGUAGGACUGUGACAUCCAAAGAUGUGGGAGUGAGGGAGGAUGCUUUCUUCAAAUUAGAAGAGGAAAAGAAGAAGUUGGAAAAUCAGCUGAAAUGGAAGAAGGAACAGUUUGUUCAUUUAGAGGAGGCACAUGAUAAGCUUCGGAAGAAUUUUAAGAUGAGGGAAAAAGAGUGGGAGAAGGAGAGAGCUGAGCUUGUUCAUGGCAUCUCCUCUUUGGAGGAAAAGUUGGAAUCUCAAACUAGAAUUUCACAAGAUCUUCAAAAACGGCUAGAGAUGUGCAACAGCGCGCUAGCUCAUGCUGAAUCCAAGAGGAAAGUCAUGGAAGUUCAGCUGUUGGAAUCAAAAACGAGCUUGGACAAUGUCUGUGCUGAAUAUGAUGAGGCUAAGUUAAAUUUUGACAACUUGGCCACUCAAAGGGAUCAAGAAAUCGCAACUUUGAGGAGCUCGUUGGGUACGAAGGACAUACUAUACAAAGAGAUGGAGUAUCAGUUCAGGAAGCUGGAGCAAGAGAAACAAGAGCUACUGGUUUCCCUGAAAGAUCACCAAGAAGCUCAAAUUCGUGAAUCAAGCUUUUCUUCAGCUUCUAAGCUUCAAAACAAGCUCAAGUCUUUAGAACAGGUGCACAAGGGGUGCUCCACAAAUCUUAAGGCUAAAGAAUCGGAAUGGCAUUCCCAGAUGGAGAAGUUAUCACAAGAGUUAGACUACUUCAAGUCUGAAGUAGAAAGCAAGGACUCGUCGUUGAAUGAGCUAAACAAAGAACUGGAAGCUUGUGAGUCUUUAACAAUGAAGUUGGAAUUACUGAACCAGGAGACUUCAUUGAUGCUACUGGUUUUGAAGUCGGAGUUUUCAGAAGCCCAGUUCAGGCUUGCUGAUGAUCAUUCAUGCAUGAACCUGAAGAACAAACAGGUGCAGGAAAAUGUGUGCGAGUUAAUGCAACAGUUGGAGCAAAAGAAAGCUGCUCUUAUCAGUGUUCAAGAAGAUCUUGAGGACGAAAGGCAGAAAGUAGUGAUUUUGUCGAAAAAGGUACAGGCGCUCGAAGAACUGCAAUUUCCUCUUCAGAAAGAGGUAGACAGGCUCAAGGAAAUGCUAAAAGAAUCAACUUCUUCACGCCUGCAAUCUGAAGAGCAAAUGCUGCUCAUACAAGCUGACUUGACCAGGGUUCGUGAAGCCCUUGAAAGAGCAGACGAUGAACUGUAUGAGAAGUUCCGCGAAGCAAAUGAAAUAGAAUUUGAACUGCGGAUGUGGAAAUCCGUGGCUGAACAGCUGGAAGCCAACCUCAAGCAAAACCAUCAAAUGCGUAAAGAAGUUGAAGCUUCUCUCCUUGCACAAACAGAGAUGGAGCUGAACCUUAAGCAAGAGAAACAAAGCCUUAGCCAUCAGCUCGAAGAAAAAGAGAGAGAAAUAGACGACCUUCAGCAGCAGCUUGUUAUGAAGGCUACAAUAGCAGAAACCUCAUCUUGGAAUGCUGAAGAAGAUUCACUUCCUCAAGUUGAUGUGAGGAAGAGCCUUCACCAGCUUGUGGAAGAAAAAGACCAGAGAAUAAGUGAUCUGCAGCAGCUUGUUGCAUCACUGGAACAUGAGUUUGACAGUUCCUCGAUCUCGUUCUCUUCCAGACUGUCUCAGAUGCAGAGAGAGAUGAAUGUUCUCCGUGAAUCAUGGGAGAAGAUCAAGGCAGAUGGAGUGCUCAAGGAGAUAGAGAUUCAAGAGAAGAACAUCAUGAUCACCGAGCUAGAAAAUGAUUUCCAUAGCCUAACAAAGAGAGUUCAGCAAGAUAAGAUUGAAGAUGAAGUGCAGAAGCAAGAGCUGGAGAUCCGCAGAUGUGAACUUGACUCCAAGAUUUCCACUUCAGAGAAAACCAUCAAGAUCUUAUCGUCAGAAAAUCAGAAACUGGUCGAUACAAUCGGAUCGCUCUCUGAGAAAAUGAACAAAUUAACAGCUGAAGAUCUUCAACUUAUGGAAAGAUUGGGAAGUAUUGUGAAGUCAUUGCCUGGAGAUGAAGAACAGGAGAACAUCAACAUUAUUUCACCUCCCAUGAAGAAAGUUGAAGCCAUUUGUGAGGGAAGAUCGCCACUGAGAGCCAUAGUUUACAAUUAACUGCAGCUUGCUUCAUGCUUAUUUAUUUACUGACACUAUUUUGGUUUUGUAUAAUUCAUUGAUAUUUUUUCUUCCUGGAAAGUCUUAUUCCACUCUUCUUUUCAGAAUUCUGUUCUUAGUUGAUUUCCUCGUUUGGCAGUUAAUGUAUUGCUUAAUUCCACAUUUUAUUACGUGUGCAUCAUAAGUAAUUAUUAUUC